Nicotiana attenuata is the source of this 846-nucleotide messenger RNA. RefSeq lists its product as uncharacterized. The record is from RefSeq and is a predicted model, not a curated record. Lineage: Eukaryota; Viridiplantae; Streptophyta; Magnoliopsida; Solanales; Solanaceae. The coding region runs from base 1 to 846 and encodes 281 amino acids. The transcript has a single exon.
AUGGGAGAUAAGGUCCAAUGGCCAAAAGAGAUGAGGUCAAAUCCAAAUCGGCGUAACCCUGAUCAUUGGUGCGAGUUUCAUAAUGAUCACGGUCAUAAAACCUCUGAUUGCAGAUUUUUACAAAGUGAAGUUGAUCACUUGUUGAAACAAGGGUAUCUUACUGAGUUGUUUAGUGAAAAAGGCAAGGAGGCUUACAUGAAAAAUAGGCAGGUGCCCCCAAAACCACUAUCUCCCAAAAGAACCAUCAACGUCAUAAGCGGGGGAGAAUAUAUCAACGGCGUAACGUACACAACAUCCAAUAAAGUUUCUAAAGUCACUAUUACCCACGGGAAGCGGAUACGACAAGUCUUGGAGGAAGAAAGUAUUACCUUCAAUGAUGCAGAUGCAGAUGGUGUAUUAUCUCCACAUAAUGACGCACUGGUAAUAUCUCUACUUGUAUAUGAUACUAAUGAGAAACGAGUUUUGAUUGAUCCAGGAAGUUCUGUAAAUAUUAUCCUACUGAGGGUAUUACGUGAAAUGCAAGCUGAAGAAAAAAUGAUACCAAAGGCGCAUACCUUGUCUGGAUUCGAUAAUUCCAGUGUAGUAACAAAAGGAGAGGUAAUACUAACAACUUUUGCAGAAGGUGUUGUUAAAGAAACCAAAUUUCAAGUGGUAGAUAUGGAAAUGUCUUAUAACAUGAUCCUGGGGAGACCGUGGAUCCAUGAAAUGGAUGCUGUCCCAUCAACUUUACACCAAGUUAUUAAAUUCCCAUCACCUUGGGGAAUUUGCAAAAUUCGUGGAGAUCAACAUGCAGCUAGGAGUAUUAAUUCUGUGACAGAUGUGAGCACGAUGAAUGAAGAGAAAUAG